AGUCGUACACCCAACUGAUGCAAAAGGACCAUGAAAACUUCAGUGUACGGGACAGUGGAUUUGUCAUUAGUGAGAAAUAUCCCUUUAUUGGAGCCUCACCAGAUGGUAUUGCUUCCUGUGACUGUUGUGGUGAAGUAUGUAUUGAAAUCAAGUGUCCUUAUUGUAAGAGGGAUUCAGUUAUUAAAGACUCACUGGAUAGCAACUUCUGUCUAGAAAAGCAUGGGGACCAGCUUAGAUUAAAAAAGACCCACCAAUAUUACUACCAAAUCCAGCGUCAACUCUUUGUUUGUGAGAAAGAGUACUCAGACUUUGUUGUGUGGACAAAUGUGGACUAUCAUGCAGAGAGAAUAGAUGUAGACCAGGAACUUUGCAAGGAAAUUGUGAAGAAGUCGUCGACUUUCUUUUUGAGGGCGAUAUUACCUGAAUUGAUCGGAAAGCUAUACUCUCGUCCUUUGGCUACAUCAUCUAUCAUUAACUCUGCGGAACAAAGAACAGACAUUUCUCCCAGUGUAAGUGUACAGGACACCAGUGAAGAUUCGAACAGGUUGAUAUGUGUGUGUCAGUCUGUAUACAACCCAGAUACAGAUUCUGUAAUUGGAUGCGACAAUGAAAACUGUCCCUAUGUAUGGCUCCACUUCAAGUGUGUAAAAAUUAAGAGAAUACCAAAAGGUGACUGGUUUUGUCAAGAGUGCAGAAAAAUGUGAUUCAAAUGA
Molecule: messenger RNA, 713 nt
Organism: Ylistrum balloti
Lineage: Eukaryota; Metazoa; Mollusca; Bivalvia; Pectinida; Pectinidae
Exons: 1
Coding region: 18-704 (228 amino acids)
Source: RefSeq, a predicted model, not a curated record